This is a messenger RNA of Conger conger (European conger), 3632 nucleotides long. RefSeq names its product NAD kinase 2, mitochondrial (gene nadk2). The record is from RefSeq and is a predicted model, not a curated record. Gene Ontology annotation, biological process: NAD+ metabolic process; NADP+ biosynthetic process. Gene Ontology annotation, cellular component: mitochondrion. Bases 924 to 2231 code for a protein of 435 amino acids. Gene Ontology annotation, molecular function: NAD+ kinase activity. Lineage: Eukaryota; Metazoa; Chordata; Actinopteri; Anguilliformes; Congridae. The transcript is spliced from 12 exons.
AAAACGAAAAAAAAAACGCAGAAGAAGAGGCGCCUACGCGAUUGAAAGAUGGCGUUGCGUGUACGUGCGUGGAUAUGUGUAUGUGUUCUGUAACUUAUGUUUUCCCCAACUAAUUUAGCUAACAUCGUAAAGAGAAUCACGUUGAGUGAAGCAAGCUCGUUGAUUAAAGAACCGCAAACUAUUUUCAUCACAUUGUCUACGGAAAACAAGUUGACAAAUGUUGAGCUUAUCUAGCUAGUUAGCCAACGACCUAUCUAUUUAGAUAUUUAGAUUCACUUUGGUUUCCAGCUGGCUAGCUAACUAACGUACAGUUUUGCCAAGCAAACGUAACAUUAGCUGACACAUGCGGAGGACGUGGGUCUGCCUGACAAAGCUUGAUAUCUGGCGAACUAACGUUAACGUUAGCAUAAAUUCAGUUGGACGUUCAGCUCAGCUAGCUAGGUCAUCCAGGUUCAGUCAUUGAGAAAUGUUCCCGGGAACAAACAUCUUACCAGCUAGUUGGCUCUAAGCCUGACAAAUUGGCUACUUUGACUGCAUUUGACUUGCAGCUGAGGUAAUAGUUCAAUUAUUGGCGUAAGUUACUGUUAUGAAGUUGGAUAGCUAACUUAGCUUGUUAACGGAGUUUGGUAGCGACCUUGGAAAUAGCUAACGCUGCUAUUUGAAAACACGAUUAUUUAGAAAUGAGAACAGCUAAGUAAGCUAAAUAACUGUUCAACAGUGAGUAAUUUAGUUUCAGCAUGUGCGAUUUAUAUUAGCUUCGAGCGAAUACUUCCCCGUGGCUGAGACUGGUCCGUGCGGUAGCUAACUGCGCAUUUCCGAAUUUGACGUAUCCUACCUAAGCCAUCCGAUUAUUUAAUUAGCUCGUUUACUAAUAGGUCAGCUCGACGGCUAGCUUCUUAGGGAUAUUAUUGGUCUAAAAAGCAAUGAUUGCAUUUUCAAUCAUGGGAAAGUCUUGUCGUACGUUACUGAAUUGUGUGUCUUUUGGGAAUACAACUGUCACAUUUUUGAUGAGACGUCCUGUUAGUUGCCGUUCGAAAGUUCAGAUGGGAAUUCGUAGCAUCGUGUCGCAUUCCGGAGCUGUGUUCAUGCCCGCGAAAGUUGCAGUGGUGACCAAAACUACGAGAUAUGAAUUUGAACAGCAAAGAUAUCGCUUCGCGGAGCUCUCCGAAGAAGAUAUGAAGCACCUGCUGGCCAUGAAAGGCUCCAGUUACAGCGGACUGCUGGAGCGACAUAACAUCCACACACGCAACGUAGAGCACAUCGUGGACAGCCUGAGGAAAGAGGGAGUGGAAGUUCGCGUGAUGAGAAGAGGAGAGUAUGACGAGGAGACGGUUCGGUGGGCGGACGCCAUCAUCUCCGCGGGAGGUGAUGGCACUAUGCUGCUUGUGGCCGGUAAAGUGUUUGAUAAAGACAAGCCUGUCCUAGGAGUCAACACUGAUCCGGAGAGGUCGGAAGGACACCUGUGUUUACCUGUUCACUACACACACUCCUUCUCAGAGGCUCUGCAGAAGUUGAGGAGGGGAGAGUUCAGAUGGCAGUGGCGGCAGCGGAUCCGAGUGCACCUGGAGGGAACGGGGAUCAACCCCUCGCCUGUGGACCUGCACGAGCAGCAGCUCAGUCUAGAGCAGCACAACCAGGCCCACCGGAUCAUCACCGACACACAGAGACGGGCAGGAGCUAAGAACCACAGCGUCUCCGGACCCCUCCUGCUCCCGGUCCGAGGGCUGAACGAGAUUUUCAUUGGGGAGUCUCUGUCCUCCAGGGCUUCGUAUUACGAGAUCUCCGUGGACGACGGACCGUGGGAGAAGCAGAAGAGUUCCGGGGUCAACGUCUCCACUGGAACAGGAUCCAAAGCUUGGUCUUACAACAUUAACAAGCUGGUUGGUCAGGCUGUGGAGGACAUCCUGAGGAUAGGUAAGGUGCAAAGUGGCCUCCCUAUUACGCUGGAUCAGGAUCUCAUUGACAAGUCGACCAAGGAGUACAAUAAUUCCCUGACCUUUGACCCGGAGGACUACAGAAUGUUCUUCAGUAUCCGAGAGCCAAUCAUCAACCGAGUUUACUCCUGCAGUCUCCAGAGAGGCUUUGCCAGAAAAGUGUCGAUACGCUCGCGGUGCUGGGAUGCCUGCAUGGUGGUCGACGGGGGGACGUCUUUCGAAUUCAACGACGGUGCCAUAGCAACCAUCACCAUGAGUGAGGACGACCAGCUCCGCACGGUUCUCCUCCGAGACUGACCUAUUACCUCUGACCCCUGACCCCUAAACGGUGCCAGCUGCCCCUGCCACCGCACCCUGCCCAGACCCACACCUUGGGACAGUGCUAGGGCAUGAUGAACAGGACAUGGAGCUGAAUUUUGGGAAGUUACAGUGACCUGGGUCUCCUCCUUGUUUGGCCACAGGGGUGGUGACCUCACGUUUCUGUGCUGCCAUUGGUUUUUAUUCGUUGUGUAACAAAAGGGAUUGAUCUGUAGUCUGUAGGCCAUUUUGAUUUUCAUGCUUUGGAUGAAUCAAUCAAAUGAACUUCCAUUUGAAGCUAACUUUUAUGCACUGUGCUUGAGUUCAUUUUUAUAACGGACAUUUCGACUCCGCACAUUACAUUAGCAUUGGCGGUACCAAACCUGUAUUUCUGCCUCCUCAAAGAGAUGGAUUAACUCGUCUUUCUUUCCCUGAAAUAUGAGCGAAAUCGAGACAACGCUGAACCCAGUCAGCAGAUCAGGAAAUGUUUUUAUGGCACGUAAUUUAGUGCCAGACACUCUUAUGCAGAGAAAAUUGCAAUAUAAAGAGCUGUCAUCUGUAUUUUUGUUAAAUACUGAGAGCUGGUUUCAGGUAGUAAUCUCGCAUAUAGCUGAAGGCAGAAGCUUUGGCGUUCACGAUGGAAAACGUUAGCUAACAUUCGGCAACAUAUUCAAACAGUUUUCUGUUCGACGUUGGCUAACAGUUUGAAAAGGUAGUGUGCGGCAAACAAAAGUGGCUGCUGGUGAUUGCGCAGAGAGAACAAAACAAAGUGGACAAUUAUUUGGCUGUUAUAGCUAGUGCACUUUAAUCAAUCUAAGAUUUGUUUUUACCUUUAAAAAUGCAUAACAGGUUAGCAACGAACCAGCUAGCUGGCAUUGUCACAUUACAUGUUAUUUAGCUGACGCCUUUAUCCAAAUGACUUUUAGACCAAAGUCGCAUCCACUUGUAAUAAAAAGUAGUUGGUGGCGAACUAAAUACAAUGUUCAUUUAAAAUCGCCCAACAGUAUCCGUUUGCUGCUAACAUAGUUCGCCUUGAACAUUUGCAAUAUUGAACACUCAUCAGGUAAAAAAAACAGGGUACCGCAAAUUUGUGUGAGUUUGAAUUCGGAAGGGGGGGGGGUGUUUGGAAGACUUGGGAGUAGAUUUCUGUGUGAGUAGAAUUUCUUGAGUGAGGCCCCGACACAAACUUUGGGGGCGAUGCUUAGUGAUGCAGAGGGCAUAAAGGAAGCCUAUUCAAACAUAAUUCAGUCUGUUACCUUAUUUUGUUUGCUUUUCAGCAAGGAAUACAUUGCAGCCAAACAGCAUGGUUCAUAUUAUGGCAGACCAUGUUAGCAGUGUUUUUAUGCAGAAAGUCUUUGUAUACAGUGUUUGGAUAUUGAUAAUUAAAAGCAACCAUGCCUA